This is a messenger RNA of Talaromyces marneffei, 1671 nucleotides long. RefSeq lists its product as uncharacterized. The coding region runs from base 1 to 1671 and encodes 556 amino acids. The transcript is spliced from 2 exons. NCBI's taxonomy places the organism in Eukaryota, Fungi, Ascomycota, Eurotiomycetes, Eurotiales, Trichocomaceae. The record is from RefSeq and is a predicted model, not a curated record.
AUGGCCCGACGGCGUCCAGUCUCCAAGUUCAUCAUCCUCACUCUCACAAGCCUGAUCGCCUACCUAUCGAUCAGCAGCUUCCUCCGUGCCGUCAAACCGUCGUUAUUCGUUUGGUCCGAAGAAGACUUGGAAGAGGCAGAAUGGCUGGCCACGUCGAAAUCAUGGUGGGAUCGCAAGUUUUGUCGGUUCUUCGGCCUCUGCGGUAUCGCCCACGUACGUCUGUCCCGCGCCAAUAGUGGACCUCCCAGUAGGACAUUGAAUCAAAUGCCCGUCAAUGGUCAAGAGGAUAGCUGGCGGAUGGAUUGGACCCUUGCAGAAGAUCUUUCGGCAAAUUGGACCAAUCAUGAGAAGAUUUUGCGUGAAGUGCCACAUUAUGUACUAGAGUAUGCGCCUCUAGUUCAUUUGUUCUCCGGCGAGAACUUUUGGCCAGGUGAUAUUGCGGAACAUCUCGUAUACACUACCCCAAUGUUGAACUAUACUACUGUCCAGGCAAAAUGGGGGUAUCCAACAUUGCAAGAUCUUGAUCGAUUAAACCGAUGGCAAUUGGGGAAGCAUGUUUACCUCACCAGCGGCGACAACGUUGAAAACCGACCGAAAUGGUUGGGAGGAGAGAGAAAUAUUCCGGUGCCCCAGCCUGGCACGCCGAAAGAUCCCGAGGAGCCAGAAGACAACAAGCCGGGUAGCCCUCCCGUGUUUAACGAAGAUGACGACCGGGGGAAAUGGUACGAUGCCGGAAGCUGGGAGGACAAUGUGGAUGCUCACUCGGUAGACCCGGAAGAGCUGGAUUUAAUGUCAUUUGACUCGCGGAUGGAUGUUGAAGACCUCCGCAAGAGAUAUGGCGGCAAACCAAUCAACACUACUACAGGCGCAGAACGGGGACGUAGUGAUGCCCCUGCGAUCUUGGUGGUUGUCGACAAAGGUAAUGACAUCGUGGAUGCUUUUUGGUUCUUUUUCUAUAGUUACAAUCUUGGUAAUACCGUCUUUGAUGUGCGUUUUGGCAAUCACGUCGGCGACUGGGAGCAUACCAUGGUGCGGUUUUACAAGGGCCAUCCGAAAGCAUUGUUUCUUAGCGCUCAUACUGCAGGCGAGGCCUACAGUUAUGAGGCCAUCGAGAAACAUGGAAGACGGCCCGUUGUUUAUUCUGCCACCGGCACGCACGCCAUGUAUGCCAAGCCUGGAAUUCAUGAAUAUGUCCUCCCAUGGGGUCUACUUCAUGAUCAAACCGAUCGGGGUCCACUAUGGGACCCACUACUCAACUCGCAUUACUACACAUACAACUAUCUAACCGAUGUCCUCCGUGCCUCUAACCUCAACCCCUCUGCACCAACCGAGUGGUUCUUCUUCAAUGGACACUGGGGCGACAAGUUCUACCCGCUAGGUGACCCACGUCAAUACCGAUUCGCAGGGCAAUAUCACUAUGUCAAUGGUCCAUUGGGUCCGCGAUUCAAACAUCUCGGUCGUCGCAAAGUAUGCCAAGGGCGUUAUACCAGCCCAUGCGUGAUCCGCAACUUCAUUCAAGAAGAGAAACUAUCCAAGCGCGGGGUUGGCGUCGGACUCGGCGAAGAGCCCGAAGACGAAGAUUUGAGUUCCAUCAUUGAUCGUCGUACAGGUUGGUUAAUGAUGAACGGUAUCAAUCCAAAAGCGCAUUCAGAUGGUACGGAGUUUAGGUAG